Messenger RNA from Vigna umbellata (rice bean), 3314 nucleotides. RefSeq names its product disease resistance protein Roq1-like. Gene Ontology annotation, biological process: signal transduction; defense response. Gene Ontology annotation, molecular function: ATP hydrolysis activity; ADP binding. NCBI's taxonomy places the organism in Eukaryota, Viridiplantae, Streptophyta, Magnoliopsida, Fabales, Fabaceae. The record is from RefSeq and is a predicted model, not a curated record.
GAGGUGUUUGUGUUGAGUUAUUUCCAUGGCUGUGCCAUCAUUCUCCUCUUCCUUCACCUACGACGUGUUCCUCAGCUUCAGAGGAGAAGAUACUCGUUACAGUUUCACCGGCAAUCUCUACAGAGCCCUUCGUGACAGAGGAAUUCACACCUUCAUCGACGACGAGAAGCUUCCCAAAGGAGACGAAAUCACCUCUGCACUUGAGAAGGCAAUCGAAGGUUCCAGAAUUUUCAUCAUCGUUUUCUCUCGCAACUACGCCUCUUCCUCCUUUUGCUUGAACGAGCUCGCCUACAUUCUUCCCUACGCUAAUAAAAAUGGUUUGCUGGUUUUGCCACUCUUCUACGACGUCGUUCCUUCCCACGUGCGCCACCACACGGGUAGCUUCGGAGAAGCUUUGGAUACACAUGAAAACAGGUUCAAAGCUACGAGUCAGGGUUUUGAGCUUAACAUGGAGAAGCUCAACAAAUGGAAGAUGGCUCUGCGUGGAACAGCUAACUUAUCUGGCUAUCAUUUCAAACAUGGGGAGGAAUAUGAAUACGAGUUUAUCAAGAGGAUAGUUGACUUGGUCUCCAACAAGAUUAACCGUGCUCCUUUACACGUUGCGGAUUAUCCAGUUGGACUAGAGACUCGAGUGCUAGAAGUAAAGUUGCUUCUAGACAUAGGAUCUGAUGAUGGUGUCCACAUGGUAGGGAUCCAUGGACUCGGUGGAGUUGGUAAAACCACACUUGCUCUUGCAGUGUACAAUUCCAUCGCUGACCAUUUUGAAGGCUUGUGUUUCCUCGAAAAUGUGAGAGAGAAUUCAAACAAACAUGGCCUACAGCAUCUUCAAAGAAUCCUUCUUUCUCAAAUGAUUGGAGAAAAUAAUGUCAACAUAACUAGUGCGAGACAAGGGAUUUCAAUGAUGGAGCAUAGGCUACGACAGAAGAAGAUUCUCUUGAUUCUAGAUGAUGUUGACAAACAUGAACAGUUACAAGCAAUUGUUGGAAGACCUGAUUGGUUUGGUCCCGGCAGUAGAGUCAUCAUCACAACUAGGGACAAACAUUUGUUAUCAUGUCACUUGAUCGAAAAAUUAUAUAAAGUGAAGAAGUUGGAAAAGAACAAUGCUCUUCGACUGCUUAGUUGGAAAGCUUUCAGAACAGAAGAAGUUGAUACAAGUUAUUUGAAUGUAAUGGAUCGUGUACUAGCUUAUGCUUCUGGCCAUCCAUUGGCUUUGGAAGUAAUCGGUUCGAAGUUGUUUAGAAAAAGUGUAAAGGAAUGGGAAUCUGCCAUCAAACAGUACGAGAAAAUUCCUAACAAUCAAAUCCUUGAGGUGCUUAAAAUAAGUUUUGAUGCUUUAGAGGAAGUAGAGAAGAGUGUUUUUCUUGACAUUUCUUGUUGCUUCAAAGCAUAUGCAUUGUCAGAGGUGGAAGAUAUACUUCGUGCUCAUUAUGGUGAUUGCAUGAAAUAUCAUAUUGGGGUGUUGGUUGAAAAAUCUCUGAUAAAAUAUGGUUAUAAUUCUGUAGUUACAAUGCAUGACUUGAUAGAAGACAUGGGUAAAGAAAUUGUCCGGCAGAAAUCUCCAGAUAAGCCAGGGAAGCGCAGUAGAUUAUGGUCACCAGAAGAGAUAAUUAAAGUUUUGGAAGACAACUUGGGAAGUGGAGAAAUUGAAAUCAUAUGUUUAAAUUCCUCCUUACCUGACAAAGAAGAAAUAGUGGAAUGGAACAGAAAGGCCUUCAAAAAGAUGAAAAACCUCAAAACACUUAUCAUUAAAAAUGGUAAUUUUUCGGAAGGUCCUGAAUAUCUUCCGAAUAGUUUAAGAGUACUGGAAUGGUUGAAAUAUCCUUCACAAGGGCUACCGCCAGAUUUUCGUUCAAAGCAACUUUCCUUAUGCAAAUUACCUUCAAGUUGUUUUGGGUCACUCGGAUUGGCUGAGUUUUCAAAGAAGUUCAUGAAUAUGACUCUUCUGAAUUUUGACGAAUGUGAAGGUUUAACACAGAUACCUGAUCUAUCUGGGCUGCCAAAUUUAGAAAGAUUUUCAUUCAAGAAUUGUAAGAGUUUAAUUACAAUCCAUGACUCCAUUGGCUUCCUAGGUAAGCUUAACUCCUUGAAUGCUGUUGGUUGCAGCAAGCUUAGGAGUUUCCCCCCCCUCAAAUUGACUUCUCUGGAAAAUCUUGAACUUUCAUAUUGUUACAGUCUUGAGAGGUUCCCAGAAAUAUUAGGAAAAAUGGGACAGAUAACAGAACUUGUCUUGGAGGACUGUCACAUAAAGGAAUUGCCAAUUUCAUUUCAAAAUCUCACCGAGCUUCAAACAUUACAGUUGCGUUUGUGUCCAAGGUUAAGGUUACCUAGUAGUAUAGUCAUGAUGCCAAAACUGGCCAACAUUAUUGCUUGGGAAUCUAAAGGGUGGCUAUUUCCAAAACAGGUCGAGGGGGAAGAGAAAAUAGGCUCAAUGGUGUCUUCAAACGUAGAUUGUCUUUAUCUCCCAGGCUGCAAACUCUCAGAUGAUUUUUUCCCAAUAAUUCUUGAAUGGUUUGCUAAUGUAAAAGAUUUAGACCUAUCAAGGAAUAAUUUCACGGUUCUUCCUGAAUGUAUCGCCAAUUGUCACUUGUUAUGCAAGCUUACUUUGGAUGCCUGUGAUAGUCUUCGAGAGAUUAGAGGGAUUCCACCAAACAUACGACAGUUAUUAGCAAGAAAUUGUAAAUCCUUCACUUCUUCUUGCGGAAGAACUUUACUGAAUCAGAAACUGCAUGAGGCUGGAAACACCAUGUUUUCGUUUUCAGGAGCAAGGUUUCCAGAAUGGUUCGAUCACCACAGUCGGGGACCAUCUUGUUCUUUCUGGGUUGGCAAAAAAUUCCCUUCCAUUGCUCUUUGUAUUGCUAUUGGACCAACUCAUUUGGAACACGUUGAAAUUGUUGGACCUAUCAUGAUCAUCAACAGCAUUGAAUGUUCAUUUGAUGGGGAAGAGAAUCCUUAUUUAUAUAUGUUCCCUCAUCACACAUAUAUUUUCGAUUUGCAACAUAUAGUUUUUUCAGAUUAUCUAGACAGAUUUGUUUCAGAAAAUGAAUGGAACCACGUGGAGAUUACAUACUCAGUCGAGCAGAGAUUCAAGGAAAAAGACAAACAUGCGGUGACCCCAAUCUCUAUAGAAAAUGGAAUCUAUGUGUUCAAACAGAGGAGCAACAUGGAGGAUAUUCAAUUCACUGAUCCCCACAAAAAGAGAAGAUUAGAUGUUGAUCCAGAGUAGUAAAAACCACCCAUUGUAGAUUCAUGCAAGUGCAAGCUUGUAAAACAAAUUAAUUUCUUGCAGCAAUGCUGGAUAAUGAUUUGAAUUGAAA